CGUUACACCGCAGGCGAGCCAGCAGUAAUAGGUGAACGUAUGCAGAUGUCAAGGGUAGACUGAUAGGUUGUUGUGUUCAGGUCGUGAAAAAUUGGCCUUUUCGAGGCCAUUGUCGGUUAUGCCGAAUUUGGAACUGAACGUUGUCAGCCUCACUGAGCUGAAAACGCGGACUCAACCAUCACAAUAACAAAGAUAUCAACCAGAACGACGAUAACCCGGCUCGCAGCUAUACUAUAAACCUCUCACUAUCUUCGUAUAGUACUAGCUCGUCCUGUCGUAUCAAAUGCGGAUCCAUCAAAGAAUGUUGCCGAUCUCGCAGCGUGACAUUCCUUAGAGUACCAAGUGUAUACCCCUAGGCCCUGUUAUUUUCAUACUUACUGACAUUCUGGAAGAGCUCUGUAUGAUGGUUAGGUUGGAGUACAACUGCGAGCAAAUGGACGUACAUACCAUUGAUACCCCCAUUAGCUAUUACCUAUUUGAUACUCGUCAACUCUCCAUGCAUUGAACCGGAACUUGCUCGGGUCAUACCAAAGGAUUAAUUCAUAUAUACCUCUCUCUCUCCUGUUUUGGGCAACAGUGUUCAAGACGUGAGAGUAUUUACCCGGUAUUAAAAUCCCGAGAUAUGGGAGGACGUAGUAUAUACGGAUCCUUCAGUAAAUACCUCACACAACUGAGCUGGACCAACACAUAUCUACUAUAGAUGAUAUGGUCUCGGAGCUCAGGAUAUCAUGCCGAGCAUUUACACCAUGAAGGAAGAGGAGAAUGAACGGUUAUAGCCGAUGUUAUAUAUCUGCUUGCCAUCAGAUAUAUAAAGCACUCAUCUACCACCGUCGACGCCAUCUUGAUCAAUACAUUCAAACACAGAACACCAAGAGAUAUCUAAACCAUCCAAGCCUAUCUUAGUAAUGAAGCUCAACCUGGUUCUUCUCGCAGCCUUCCUGGCAGCUCCUAUCCUUGCAAACACCAUCCCUGGAGUCAGCGAGGCCAUCGACCUCGCUGACCGCGACAUGUCUGCUGUUGAGGAGGGGAAUGAACUCACAGCCAGAAAGGUGCGGUUUCUGUUUCCUGAGCAAGGUGUUUUAUGCUGCCCUGACACCAUGCUAACCUGGACAACGGCAGAUAUGCAUUGGAAGAUGCAAUAG
This is a messenger RNA of Trichophyton rubrum CBS 118892, 1142 nucleotides long. RefSeq lists its product as uncharacterized. The record is from RefSeq and is a predicted model, not a curated record. The coding region runs from base 906 to 1142 and encodes 78 amino acids. The transcript has a single exon. Lineage: Eukaryota; Fungi; Ascomycota; Eurotiomycetes; Onygenales; Arthrodermataceae.